AUGUCUGAGAGAGUUUCCAACAAAGUGAAAGAGGUCGCGAAGGAGGACUUUGAUCAGGCCAAAGCUCUCGCUCAGGAUGCGAUCCGCUCAGCCGCGUAUCUAUACCCGUUCAAGGGCAUCUACUACUUCUGCGCAAACCGCACACUAUGGCGACCUCUCGCGGCCAAGCUGGUCCCGACCAUCUCGCUUGGAUUGGGCGUGACCGUCUUCAUGUUCGCCGUCACAUAUGUCCCGCAGGCGGCGAUGCUCACCAUCUUCAAUGGUCCGCUUGCCAUCUUCACAACCGUUCUGCUCGUGCUCAGUGAAGCCUCAACCAUCUUCUCCGUGCUGAGCAAGAACUUCCUGAUCGAUGACGCGCUCAUCGACACGUUCGAUGGUACGCUUUUGUGUCGCAAUCUACACUCCCUGGUCGAGAAUGAGCGCCAGGUCAAGUCUGGAGGCGACCCCGUUGCGAAGUUGGGCAAGCUUGUCUCCAAGCCCUUCGCCAAGUUCACCCCGGCGGCUAUUGUCCGCUACUUCAUGUACUUGCCGCUGAACUUCAUCCCGAUUGUUGGGACAGUGCUGUUCGUCAUUCUCCAGGGCCGCAAGUUUGGCCCCACUGCACAUGCGCGGUACUUCCAGCUCAAGCAGAUGAAGAAGCAGGAGAAGGACCAGUUUGUCGAGAAGCGUCGCGCUGCAUAUGCCAGCUUCGGUGUCCCAGCCGUCUUGCUGGAGCUUGUCCCCAUUGCCGGCAUCUUCUUCUCCUUCACGAACACUGUGGGUGCAGCACUCUGGGCUGCUGAUAUGGAGCAGAACCAGCAGAGCGGCGGAAGCUCCACUGCGCCCAACCUGCGCAACCAGGCUGAGCGCGCCAGGAAGGAGUUGUGAGAUACCUGAUGUGUUCUUCGAGAUUACGUUUGACAUGGUGCUGAUUGCUCAACCGAAGAGAUUUUGAUACGUAUGUCCGCUAUGGGCCAGAAGGCCAAUAUCGUUAUCCUUGGAAGCCUCCGUAGGCACGAGGCAAUAUGCUUGGGUGGCCAUGAUCCGGUCUGAGACAUGUAUAUCAAGCCAUGAUGCCACAUUCGAAGCGUGUGCUUUGGAUGCCAUGGAAGGGGCGCAUGAUAGUAUACCCGUCACAUGCGAUACCUAAGUAGCAUUAAUAGUGUAAUGAUACAUACCUAACGAUCA
This is a messenger RNA of Parastagonospora nodorum SN15, 1167 nucleotides long. RefSeq lists its product as hypothetical. The transcript is spliced from 3 exons. The record is from RefSeq and is a predicted model, not a curated record. The coding region runs from base 1 to 867 and encodes 288 amino acids. Gene Ontology annotation, cellular component: ascospore wall; prospore membrane; lipid droplet. Lineage: Eukaryota; Fungi; Ascomycota; Dothideomycetes; Pleosporales; Phaeosphaeriaceae.